Messenger RNA from Carica papaya (papaya), 1798 nucleotides. It is a transcript of the gene HIP1, whose product is annotated as HSP70-interacting protein 1. Gene Ontology annotation, molecular function: protein dimerization activity; Hsp70 protein binding. Gene Ontology annotation, cellular component: histone deacetylase complex. The record is from RefSeq and is a predicted model, not a curated record. Lineage: Eukaryota; Viridiplantae; Streptophyta; Magnoliopsida; Brassicales; Caricaceae.
UCUAAUCCAAUAGAAGCUACUAGAAGGACCUGGUAACAGGAGGUCUCACUUCAGCAUUCAUCAGUCGUCUUUCCCAAUUUCCACUUUGGAGCAUAUCCAAAGGAAGAUCCUGAGAUCAAGCCGCACUUCUUCUCUUGCAUUCUCUGCAAAUAUUUCAAGUCGUAACCAAAAAGUCUCGCAGUUCCUGUCGGUCAAAUGGACGCUGCCAAACUGAAUCAACUGAAGAAGUUCAUCGAGCAAUGCGAGUCCAAUCCGUCCAUUCUCGCCGAUCCCUCUCUCUCCUUCUUCCGCGACUAUCUGGAGAGUCUCGGUGCUAAGCUUCCCCCUGCUGCUUACACCUGUGGAGACUCCAAACCGAGAGUUAUGUGUGAGGAGAGUGAUGAGGACAUGGAGGACACUGAACGGGAGAAGGUGAAAGUGGAGGAAGAAGUAGAAGAUGAAAUUAUCGAAUCGGAUAUUGAACUCGAGGGGGAGAUUGUGGAGCGUGAUAAUGAUCCUCCGCAGAAGAUGGGAGAUCGCUCAGUGGAGGUCUCGGAUGAGAAUCGCGAGGCUUCUCAGUUGGCCAAAUCCCGAGCCAAUGAAGCCAUUGCUGAAGGAAAGUUGGAGGAAGCAAUUGAGCAUAUGACAGAGGCGAUUUUGCUGAAUCCGACAUCGGCAAUUAUGUAUGCUGCUAGAGCUAGUAUUUACAUCAAAAUGAAGAAGCCCAAUGCUGCUAUUCGAGAUGCCAAUGCAGCUUUAGAGAUUAACCCCGAUUCUGCUAAGGGCUACAAAUCUCGUGGGAUGGCAAGGGCAAUGCUUGGUAGGUGGGAAGAGGCGGCAAAGGAUCUACACCUGGCAUCAAAGCUAGACUAUGAUGAAGAAAUAAGCACUGUACUUAAGAAGGUCGAACCCAAUGUACACAAGAUUGAGGAACACCGCCGCAAGUAUGAAAGAUUGCGCAAAGAGAGAGAAGAGAGAAAGAUUGAGUGUGAAAGACAGCGUCGCCGUGCUGAAGCUCAGGCUGCAUAUGAGAAAGCUAAGAAGCAAGAGGACUCAUCUUCAAGUAGAAAACCUGGAGGCAUGCCUGGUGGCUUUCCAGGAGGCAUGCCUGGUAGCUUUCCAGGAGGCAUUCCUGGUGGCUUUCCUGGAGGUAUGCCUGGAGGUUUCCCUGGUAGCAUGCCAGGAGGGAUGCCUGGGAAUGUUGAUUUUAGCAAAAUAUUAAAUGACCCUGAAUUAAUGGCUGCAUUUAGUGAUCCGGAGGUUAUGGCGGCGCUUCAGGAUGUGAUGAAGAACCCCGCCAACCUUGCAAAACAUCAAGCAAAUCCCAAGGUGGCUCCUGUGAUUGCAAAGAUGAUGAACAAAUUUGGAGGAACAAGUAAAUAACUUUCCAGAUGCAUGUAGUGUGGAAUGGCCCGGGUAGUGUGCGUCACAGCUAAAACAAGUCAAAUCUUGCGUUUCUGCUUAUCUGGUUGCUUUGAUUAGCCACAGGCAUGAAUUGCGGUAAUGUUGAGGAUUCAUCUUCCUGGCUGAGAAGAUUUUCUCAUCAGAGUGGAAGUAAUUGAAAUUCCAACAAACACCGACUGAUGAUUGAAAUUUCAGUACUUGUGUGAAUUUUAAUAACAUUUCAGUUUUAUUAGCUUGACAUGUUCAAAUUUUUUUUUUUUAAAAAAGUUAAGAUUAUGCAUCUUGACCAGUUAUAGCGAAAGGGAGAAGAAUGUUUACCUAUUCCAAAAUGGUCAGCUAUAUAUAUUUGUUCUAUACGAAGAGAACAGAUGUGCCUUAUUUGGAACCAUGAAAUGCUAAUUAUGUUGGGUAAGAA